CAAAUCACAAAUUAACCAUACAAAUUGUUUAACACCAAUCUAGAAAACUCAAGAAAAUUGAAGCAAAUCACAAAUUAUCCAUAAACAACAUGAUUAAUUGAAAGCUUCUUCCGCCUUGUCAAUUACCCUUCUUCACUCUCCACUCGAUAAUGUCAACUUUAUUCUAGACAAUUAGAAAGAAAAAAAAUAGACAUGUCUCCGCAAACAUAAAGAAGAUUAGUUGUUUAGAAUAUUAAAUAUACCGGGAAAAUUAAUUAUAUCGGUGUGGGCGGGUAUCUAUAGGGCUGGUUUACCUAAACUCAAACCCAACCCGGUAAAUAAUGAACGGAUUUAAACCCAAACCCGACUCAUAACUUGUCGACGCAGGUUUUACCCGUCUUAACCGGGUUGGGUCGAAUAGGAUACCCGUGGGUUCGGGUUUUAUUUUUAUUUAUCUACACAUAAAUAUAAGGGAAUGUCAGGGUAAAUAAAUUGCCACAUCAGCCGGUGCUCAACAACCCGCACACUUCGGAGGACUUUUUUCGUCAUUCCCACGACCUUUCGGAAGUUGGGUUUCAAAUCUCGCCGCCGACCAAGCAAACCGUUGUUGUAGCUCAGCGAGCAGCUAUCUCUCAACUCUCCCGGAAAGCUCACGGCGGCCCUUGCCAACCGCAGCUACCGACAUCGAUGCUUCCCUAUUUUUUCCAUAUUGGAUAGAUUCUCUCGCAAAUCCCUUCGCAGAGCCGCUGUCGUCGGACCCAACAAAUGUUGUCGGCUCUUUCCCAUGUCGUUUCGUCUUCUCCCACCGCGAUUCCCUCCGUCGUCCCUUAUAUCUCUUCCCGGCAACUGAUUUGGGCUAUUUGUAGGUUCUCCCGCUCUCUCUCUCUCUCUCUCUCUCUCUCUCUCUCUCUAUCCAAGUUCGAAGCUCCUCCUCUCUGGCCUCUGCUCCAUCUUCCCCCACCUUUAGGCCGGUGUGGUUUAAAAAUUGGGAUCUUUGAGAACUUAUAUGUUUCUGUUUCUUUCGUUGAGUGUUUGAUUGAACUUAGAAUGGUUUGAACUGAUAGUCUGAUACCCUUGCAUUUUGUAUUGCUUGGAUUUGUUUAAUUAUUCAGUCAUGUAUCUCCUGGAAUGUUUUAAAUUAUUUUUGGAAUUGCGUAGGAUAAGCUUCCAUCUGCUUGCAUUCCCUAAAACAAAGCCCAUGAACAAAUAUAUGGGAUACUUUUAGUUUAGAUAACCUUAUCUCUGAUUAUGGAUCAUCCCCAUCGCCAUCAUACAGUGCAUUAUUGUGUGUAGCUUGGCAAUACUCAUCUUCUUUAGAUAAUGCCAACAAGGCAUGAAAAGCUUCACUUGACUCAAUAAUAACAUGAUGAACACAAAGUAAAUUGCAUUCUACUUCACUUCCAAGUCCUUGGAACAUACAAGUAAGGAAUUAUAGAAUGGUCAACGAUGUGUAAACAAAUAAAUAUAUGAUUGCUAAUAAGGUUUACAAGGAGAAUUGAUAUUCACUUGAGUGUGAAGGAGAUGAAGGCAUAUGAAGCUAGAUUUAUUUAUUCUUAGUCCUUGACUCAACAUCGCUAAUCAUUCUUCAAUUUGUUUUUGGUUAGGAAUUUGCAGAUUUAGGAGCAGGGUCCCUUGAAGAAUUGGUCAAUUGGAAAUUGGAGCAUGAUAAAUGCCUUAACGGUAUUUUUGAUUUGAAUGUGGUAUUUGUGAUUUUGAUUCUAAAUGUCAAAUCAUUUGUUUGGGUAUUAAUUAUUUUUUAUAUUUGGAUUUGUGCCAAAUCCAUGGGGUGAUUUCCAAUACAUGUCUAGAAAAUAUAUUCAGCGAAACCCGCAGAUGUCAAAAGCUGGCAAAACCACCAGCAAAGGGAAACUAAGAGAAGAACCAAUGUUGCAGUAGGUAGACAAAUUGUGUGAUUGUGUCGAUACUGCAAAUUCUUAAACAUGUUGUCAGCUUGCAGUUAUGAUGAGGUUAGUUUGCCGUAGGACUCAAUUCCUAAUCGUUGGACUCAAAUUUAGAUACUUAUGAUAUUCUGAACUGCUGAAACUAACCAAAUUACAUGGUUUACGGGGUUUGCAGCAUCUUAGGUAUAUCGAAUUCGCUCAAUAAUCACCUGUUUGUUACUAUUAUUGGGAAAAUUUUGAUCAUCCACAUAAUAACAAUGCUUAUGUGGGAAGCCAUUUAGAGAUCCUUCUGAUCAAGAAAAUGAACUCUUAAAUGUUAACUAUGAUAUUUGUUUCCAGCAUCUCUAAUAUGUUUGUGAAUGGUUUGGAUAUUGUCAAGUUUAGAGUUUUAGAUUGUAAAUAGUUUUGAAUUUUAACGUGACUCUAAAGAUAGAAUCUUAACUUGAAAAUCGCCUAGAUUUGUGUGUUUAUGACAACAAUAGCUUAUUGUAGUGUGUUUUACACCAGUAGCUAGAGUUUGUGGCAUUUCAGGACAAGAGCCACAUGCAUUUGUAGAUUUUCAACCUUUAAAGAGUAGGGACUUCUCCAUGUUAACAUAAUUCUGCCUUAUUUUCAAUUUCCUGGCAGGUCCAUCAUAUUAUUAAUCACCCUUAGAUCCUAAACUAUACUGUUGCCCAAAUUGAGAAAGCGUCUUAUACUGAUUGGUUCAUUUAUCAAGUAUUAUUAUCUUGGGAUCAUCGGGUCUUUAUUUUAGUGUUAGGAUAUCACUUUUUAUGGCUCAAUUUGUGGUGAUUGAUCAUAACAGACAUUGCAAAAUUGUGAGGUUGCUUUGUCACCAUUUCAUAAAAGGUUCAUGAGAGUGGCAAGAAGACUGCUCAGAUAUGUGGUGAGGCACAAACAUAGAUAUCAGGUUAGUUCAAGAAGAGUUCAAUGAUAAGUUGAUUGACGAUUGAACAAGUCAAAGAUACUAACUUAGAGAAAGUUCAAAGAAGUCUUCAAGUACAUAACUCUUAAUCUGAAACUAGUAAAUGUAAGGUUCUUUGAUCCAGCCAUGUCUCUUUUCAUUUUUAUGUUUUCUUCAUUAUUCCGUUAACACACCUUCUCCUCAAUUUGUAAUUUGGCAGAAGCAAAAACAGAUUUCAACAUUAGUUCAAUCCAUUGCUGCAGUAUCUAGAGAAGUUAUGUUGGUAAUGAGAAUUUUUGGAAUGCUGCAAACUUGCAGUUAUGACGAGGUUGGUUUACCGUAGGACUUAUUUCCUAAUCGUUUGACUAAAGUUUAGAAACUUUAGAUCUUUUAACCUGCUGAGAUUAAGCAAGUUACAUGGUAUACAUGUUUUGCAGCAGCUGUGACAGAGGGAAUAUGUAAGGGCAUGACUAAAGGAAUUAGAUGUGAUAUGGCAGCCACAAUGUUCAGGGUUUUGUUUAUCUAACCUCAUAACUAUGUCUCAAAUAAAAGUUUUUAAAAUUAAUUGUCAAUUUUGAAACAAAGAAGUCCCCAACAAUGAUGUAUCGCAGCAGCCAUGGUGUUCUUAUAUACUGCAAUAUCACAAUAAUAGUAGCAGCUCAAUCCACUGGCCAAUGGGACAUUUUCACAUCCUUGUACAAAUUCACUGGCCAAUCGUCUUGGAAGAGCCUCGAAAGAUGAUUGUGGCAGCAUGAACCUUAAUUUUUUGUUUUUGUUUUUGUGAUUAUGAUGUUGGUUUGUGCAGGGAAUCCAUCAGGUAAUUUACAAAUGACAUGAAACAUUGCUUUAUAUCCAUAACACGGACAGAGCCAUGAUAAUGCUGAGUAGAAUGGUGCAGGCGGUUCACUUACAACCUUGAUAUCCUGAGUAGUAAAUAUGUCACCUUUGGGUAGGAGAAUAAUGCUUUAAUGUGUUUGUGAAUGUUUGUUAUUUAUCAAAUUAUGACUUCAAGAUUCCACAGAGUUUUGUUAUUGUCCAAUGCAAAUGGAAGUUGAAGUUCAAAAAAGCAGACCUUACUAUGUGUUUAUGGCAGUAACAGCUUGCCGUCUGUAUUUUUAUAAUUAUGCAGAUCCUAUUUGUCCAUGCUUUUAAUGGCAGCAACUUGCAUUUGUGGCGGAGUAUGACAUCAAUAGCGUGCUUGAGUGUGUUUGUAGCAUAAACAAUUUUGACACAUUAUUUUAAUGAUGUAGGAGUCAAAAAUUACUUCCUCCCUAGGAUCAUCGGUAGUUUCUUCAUUUUAUGGUGUUUUAACAAAAUUUUAUCUCAACAACGAGGGCCGGGCCUGAUGCUAGUACUUAUAAAAAGAUUUGUCUUUCUCUCCGUUCUUCAAAACACUCUAGCCCCAACCUUUUCUCUUCUUUAAUAAACUAAGGUGUGGGAC
Molecule: messenger RNA, 4225 nt
Organism: Linum trigynum
Lineage: Eukaryota; Viridiplantae; Streptophyta; Magnoliopsida; Malpighiales; Linaceae
Source: the annotation of a GenBank genome assembly